Molecule: messenger RNA, 1932 nt
Organism: Oreochromis niloticus (Nile tilapia)
Lineage: Eukaryota; Metazoa; Chordata; Actinopteri; Cichliformes; Cichlidae
Gene: slc25a15a
Product: solute carrier family 25 member 15a
Exons: 8
Coding region: 499-1302 (267 amino acids)
Biological process (GO): mitochondrial L-ornithine transmembrane transport
Cellular component (GO): mitochondrion
Molecular function (GO): L-ornithine transmembrane transporter activity
Source: RefSeq, a predicted model, not a curated record
UCGACAAAACGGAACUACAGUAAUAAGACACUUUAGGUUGUUGCAUCAACUUUAGGUUGUUGCGUCAACCAACGCUGAGCUCCCACGGACAACAGCAUGGAUGAAUAAUAGGACGUCUGAGUUAUGUCCUGUGUUCCUUGAAUGUGUAGCUACCUCCAUUUUUCGAAUUCAGAUCAUGUGGGAACUUGUUACGUGGAAAGGUGGAGUGAAAGUACAGCAACGCGGUAAAUGCUCCCACUGUUGUUCUUUGCGAAGGAUUAACCUACACUAAAGAGAUUAUAGGCUCGUGUCCUUUAAGUCACGAUGGCUCCACACCCUGUAAUUCAGGCGAUCAUCGACUUCUCAGCUGGAGCUGCAGGGAGAAUGAGAGAUAACUUCACUCGGAGAUGGAGAAAGAUGUAAGAAAGAAAAGAAGAGAGAGGAAGAAGACAGGUUAUAUUUAAAGGUGGCACAGCCUGCGUGCUGAGCGGUCAGCCAUUUGACACAGCAAAGGUGAAGAUGCAGACGUUUCCCACAAUGUACCGCGGCUUCAUCCACUGCUUCAUCUCAACAUUCCGGCAGGUGGGACUCCGUGGUCUUUACAAAGGCACAACGCCAGCCCUGAUAGCCAACAUCGCUGAGAACGCGGUGCUCUUCUUGAGUUAUGGGCUCUGCCAGGAUGCGGUCCGCUUUAUGUCAAGGAUGGACAAAGGCGCUGAUCUCAGUGAUCUUCAGAAGGCAUCUGCAGGGUCUUUAGCUUCCAUCUUCUCCGCCAUGGCAUUAUGCCCCACGGAGCUGGUGAAAUGUCGAUUGCAGGCCAUGCAUGAAAUGGAAGCAUCUGGCAAGGUGGCAAGAGGACAGAAAAGCACAGUGUGGACUGUGGUUAAGACCGUGUUGAAGACAGAUGGCCCUUUAGGAUUCUACCAAGGAUUGACGUCCACCUUCGUGAGGGAACUUCCUGGUUACUUCUGCUUCUUUGGAGCCUAUGAGUGGUGUCGGUCCACAUUUGCACGACACAUGGGCACAAGCAAAGAUGGUAUAGGUAUUCUUCCGCUGAUGUUCAGUGGGGGAUUUGCAGGAGGAUGUCUUUGGUUGGUGGUCUAUCCAAUAGAUUGUAUAAAGUCCAGGAUCCAGGUGUACUCCUUAGCAGGGAGGCAAGAGGGCUUCAUCAAGACCUUCAUGGGUGUUAUACGCACCGAGGGGUUCACUGCUCUGUACUCUGGCUUAACUCCUACAAUGGUGCGCACCUUCCCUGCCAACGGAGCCCUCUUCCUGGCUUAUGAGUUCAGUCGCAAGUUAAUGAUGGAUGCCGCUGGUGCCUGAUGCAAUGGAUCUUUCCAACUGAAGCAAAUAUUCUGCUCAGAAAAAUCCUUAUAACAAGAAAAGUGCUGUAUGUGUAAUAUGCUGGUCAAACUCAUGUGAAAUGAAGUAUUAAUCUCGAAAGGUUUUAGUACUUCCACUGGCCUUGCUGUGGCAGUACAGGAUUACUGUGGGGACAUGAGUUUCAUUUGUUCUCGCCUGACAAUGAGUAGAAUGGGAAGGCAUGCAUAGUUACCACUCAUCUUCUUCCCGAGGCCAUUGUUCUUUCAUGGCUGUUUAUUCUUUUGCACUUCAUUCGCUACUUGUUAUCUAAGGAUUUUUACAAAUUGAGGAAAAAACCUUUAUUUUUUGCCAACUCUUUUUUCUGUGUGUGCGUGACCUGUGAGCUGGUGUGGAACACUGUGAUCCUGUCACUGAAAAUUGAUGUAAGCAGUCACAAAAUAUUAUCCAGCUAAAUUUUCCUUGGCCAAAUUUGACUAUUCCAUCUGUUUUUUGCUUUUUCAAUUUGAUUACAUUUGUUUUAACUGGAAACAGUUUUGCUCUUUUCUUUGGAAUAUUAGAACCAAUAUGUCUGAAGAGGUUUUGGCAUCAGUAAAUCAGAGCAACAAUAAAAACUGAAUCAUAUGUGAGUUA